This is a messenger RNA of Funneliformis geosporum, 1191 nucleotides long. The record is from the annotation of a GenBank genome assembly. NCBI's taxonomy places the organism in Eukaryota, Fungi, Glomeromycota, Glomeromycetes, Glomerales, Glomeraceae.
AUGAGACUAAUAAUUUUUUCGCGUAAAGUCAAACUAGUAUUAUCAUUUAUAUCAGCAUUAUUGAUAUCAUCAGUGUGUGGUUCACAAUACUUAUUUUCUGCUUAUAGCACAUCAAUUGCUGAUAAAUUGGGUUUUACUUCGGUACAAAUAAAUACAAUUGGAAGUUCAGCGAAUUAUGGAGUAUAUUUAUUCACGCCAAUCUUCGGAUAUCUUGUUGAUCAUUAUUCAUCAAGAUUAAUACCAAUGAUUGCAUCAGUUACUAUAUUUACGGGAUAUUUUUGUAUGGCGAUGACUUAUCAAAGAUAUUUUAAAUCAAAAUCGAUUAUCUUAUGUGCUCUUUAUAUGUUUCUUACCGGGGUGGCUUCUGCUGCAGCAUACUUUGCAUCAUUGAGUACAAUCGUCACAAAUUUUAAAUCAUAUCGUGGGAUAGCACUUGGAUCACCAGUAGCAUUAUUUGGAUUAACAGCAUUUAUAUUUUCGCAAAUUAAUUCGUUAUUUUUCAAAGGAGAUACAUAUAAUUUCUUAUUAUUUGUAGCGAUUUCAACAGGAUCAAUAAUGUUUAUUGGAAGUAUAUUUUUGAUCAAGUUGCCAUCAGAAGGUGAAUCAGAUGAAGAAAUUUUAUCAAUUCCAUCAACGUCAUCACCAUCAUCAACGGUCAUUAAUCAAAGAGAUGAUGAUGAAAACGUUCCUUUAUUACCUUCCGAGCAACAACGAAAAAAUGAAGAGCCGGAUGUCGGAGGGUGGGAAUUAUUUCAAGAUAUUGAAGCAAUUUCAAUCUGUUUUACAAAGCUUUUAAUUGCAGGUGUAGGAUUAAUGUACAUUAAUAAUGUGGGAGCAAUAAUUAAAACACUUUAUUCAUCAACUCACGAAGAUUCUACAAAAGAAAUUCAAGAAAUUCAAAAUUUGCACGUCGCAUUAAUAUCGAUAUCCUCUUGUUUAGGUCGUAUUAGUGUAGGAUUAAUAUCAGAUUUAGCGAAGUAUAAUCAUAACGUGGGAAGAAUAUGGUUUUUAUUGGUUGCCUGUUUGUAUAUGUUUGUUGGACAAUUCUUGGUUGCAUUUAUUAUUAACGAUUUAAGUAAAUUGUGGAUGGGUACUAUUUUAAUCGGAUUCGGAUAUGGUAAUACUUUUGGUAUUAUCACUACCAUCACUUCUGAAUGGUUUGGUAGUAAACGCUUUGGUUUAAAUUGGUGA